AUGCAAUCCAACACGAUCAAGGGCAAGUACGAAGCUGCCAUCAACAAACUCACGUGGGACACCAAGUUUGUGUCGACGUACACACAGCGAUACAUCACCGACCCGUUCCUCCGCAUCAAUGGGAUCUCAGAGUACAUUACGUGGCCGCUGACGGAGCGCCAAGACGCUCAAAUCGCGUCUCUCUACAAAAACGACGUCAUUCCUGCCUCGGAUUUUCGCAUCAACAACCACGUGGGCUGGAACGCGUUUCUCGACGACGUGCUGGUCAACGUCCGCAAGGACUUUGACCAAGAACACGUGACCGCGACGCUCUCCCACCUUUGUUUUGAUGGGCGUGGCUCGCCCAGCGCACUCGCUCCGAGCGCAGCGGUGCCAAACACGCUCGGUGUUCUCAUCGUAUGGCUGCCGUCGCGGUACCUAGGCAGUCGCCUCGUCUUCCAAAGUGAUCGUCGCAGCGAGACGAUGGACGACACGCUGCUGCCCACGACGACCUUGCAGUGCUUGGCCACCUACUUGAGCACACAAGUGGUCUCGACACAGAUCAUGUGGGGUCGCCGCGUCGCGCUCGUCUACAACUUGGUGUGCACAAAGCCCGAGUGCGGGUUUCGGACGGCGCCAGAGACACAAGAGGCGGCGACCGCCGUGCUGAUGGAGAUUGCAAAAGAGCCGUUCCAGCGACACCCGCUCGUGUGUCGGUACAUUGCCAAGCCAUCAGGACUCUCGUUUGAGAAGCUAUCCGUGGAAGACGCAGCUCUCGCGGACGCCUUGCUCGCGACAGGAUGCUACGACGUUGCGCUGGCCACCGUCGAGCGCAGGGGUGACAUUGACCCGCUCGCAUGGGGUGUGUACAAAACAGAGGCAGAUGUGAUCGUCCGCUGCAUCACGCACCCGGACUGCUCGAUGCCACGAAUUGUCUGCUGGAAUCUCGUCGGCAUGCCCAUCGACUUGUGCCUGGAGCUGGUCUCGUAUACGCACGGCGAAGAGGCGCUGAUCUUUUGGCACAAGCGAUACCGCGCCUUGCUGGCCGACGCGGAUUGCGUGAUGUCGUCGGUGUACAACAUCAUCGUUGAAAAGAGAGAGCGAGUACCGCUUGAGAUCGACUCGACGCGGGAGUUUCUAUUGGGCGCCAUGUCGAUGUUCACGCACGAGGCGGCGAGUCGCCUCCGGUUUCACAUGAACGCCAUGGAGUUGAUGGGGUCGCUCCUCCUCAUCUAUGACAAAUGGGACCUCGUUCGCCUCUUUGUCGCCCACGUCGUGAGCGUCACGCCGACCACCCCGCUCCAUAAUAGCAUUGGACCCUUUCUGCGCAAGUGCGUGGUGCAGUACGGCUGGCCUCAUUGA
Molecule: messenger RNA, 1341 nt
Organism: Saprolegnia parasitica CBS 223.65
Lineage: Eukaryota; Oomycota; Saprolegniomycetes; Saprolegniales; Saprolegniaceae
Exons: 2
Coding region: 1-1341 (446 amino acids)
Source: RefSeq, a predicted model, not a curated record